This is a messenger RNA of Suncus etruscus (white-toothed pygmy shrew), 2382 nucleotides long. It is a transcript of the gene HDGF, whose product is annotated as heparin binding growth factor. The coding region runs from base 334 to 1083 and encodes 249 amino acids. The record is from RefSeq and is a predicted model, not a curated record. Gene Ontology annotation, biological process: regulation of transcription by RNA polymerase II. Gene Ontology annotation, cellular component: nucleus. Gene Ontology annotation, molecular function: double-stranded DNA binding; transcription coregulator activity. The transcript is spliced from 6 exons. NCBI's taxonomy places the organism in Eukaryota, Metazoa, Chordata, Mammalia, Eulipotyphla, Soricidae.
GGAGGAGGAGGAGGAGUGGGGAGCAGGCGUGGGGGUGGCAGAAGAGGCCUCGCGCCCUGGAGGGAGCGCUUGAAUUUUUGCAAACCCAAACAACCCCAAGGGGCGCACAUCCUCCGCGCGCAAUCCACAGCCCCACGCGCACCGCCCGGAUUCCUCCUGGAUUGCCCCGUCCGGGUCCGAGACGCCGUGGCCGCCGCGUCGGAGCUCGGGCCUGGGGCCACGCGCGGGCCGGAGCGGAGCGGGAGCACCGCCGCCGCCCCACGCGCAAACUUGGGCACGCGCUUGCCGGCCCGGCGCGGGGCCCGGGGUGCCCGGGGUACCCGGAGUCCAGCCAUGUCGCGGUCCAACCGGCAGAAGGAGUACCAAUGCGGGGAUCUGGUGUUCGCCAAGAUGAAGGGCUACCCGCACUGGCCGGCCCGGAUCGACGAGAUGCCGGAGGCCGCCGUGAAGUCGACCGCUAACAAAUACCAAGUUUUUUUCUUUGGGACCCACGAAACGGCAUUCUUGGGCCCCAAAGACCUCUUCCCGUACGAGGAGUCCAAGGAGAAAUUCGGCAAGCCCAACAAGAGGAAAGGGUUCAGCGAAGGCCUAUGGGAGAUCGAGAACAACCCGACAGUCAAGGCUUCUGGCUAUCAGUCCUCCCAGAAAAAACGCCUGGUGGCUGAGCCAGAACCUGAGCCUGAAGCCCUGGAGGGAGACGGCGACAAGAAGGGCAAUGCUGAGGGCAGCAGUGAUGAAGAAGGCAAGCUGGUCAUUGAUGAGCCCACCAAGGAGAAGAAUGAGAAGGGGGCGCUCAAGCGGAGAGCAGGGGACCUGCUGGAGGACUCCCCCAAACGUCCCAAGGAGGCAGCAGAGCCAGAAGGUGAGGAGAAGGAGGUGGGCGCAGUGGAGGUAGAGAGGCCCAACCCCACGGAGCCAGGCAAGAACAGCACAGCUGCCACCGAGCCUGGCUCAGGCCGGGGCCCCUCACAGGAGGAUGAGGAGGAGGACGAGGAGGAGGAGGAAGAGGAGGAGGAGGAGGAGGUGGCAGUGGCCAAGGAAGAGGCCGAGGCCCCGGGCAUGAGAGAUCAUGAGAGCCUGUAGACACCAAUGUUUCAAGAGGAGCCCCUGCCCCGUUCCUGCUGCUGUCUGGGUGCUACUGGGGAAACUGGCCAUGGCCUGCAAACUGGGAAUCCCUCCCCCCUACCCCCAACUCACUCCCCUCUUCCACUCACUCUCCUUGCUCUGAGCCCAGUCUCCAGAGAUUGGCCAGGAGGGGCAGGCCACCUGGGUCUCACCUCUGUGUCCCCAUACUUCUGUGCUCUGGGUGCGGGCCAUGUCUUCUGCUCCAUGGGGUAGACAGGAGGCCCUUUGUCCCCUCUCUCCAGAGCCAUUUGCCAGGGUUUCCCAGGGACCAGUGGUUCCACCUUCAGGAGAGGCAGCCCAUGCCUCUUGCUUCAGCUAUUCGGAACCUCUUUGGUCGGUGGUGGAAAUCAUGACCAAGUGGAACAGGCUUGAGAGGGGUAUUCCUUAAACCCAGGAUGUGGUGCAGAAGGGUAAUGUCUUGAGCUCCUGUCCCCUCCCCUGUACUAUUUGGCCCAGCUGCCAGAUUCGGGGGAAAUGAGACAGCCCGUAGGAGGUGCACCCUGCCCCUGAUCCGGCAAUACCUAUUCUUCCUUUUGUGUAUCCCAGGCUUUCUGGGAGUUGUCAUUGAAUAUCAGAUUUAUGGUGGCUUCCAAUUUACUCGAGCUUUGGACCCAGUCAGGCUGCUUGACUGCACCCACCUUGGGUGGGGAGUGUGGAGAAAGCACCUGCCCUCUAAAUCUCAGGCUGGGGGGGGGCACCCUGCUUGGGGAGACCCCUGAUCCUCCAUUUUCCCCUUGCCCUCAGAGCUCAAGGCCAGCCAAUAGUCCCAUAUCACCCAGAUAUAAAGGAAAAAACACAUUUUUUAGGAAAUGUUUUUAAUAAAAUAAAAUUGCAAAAAAAAAAAAUUAAAGACCCCCUCCCAUUCCUCUGUGCCCUCCCCAACAAUGCUCCUUUCUUUCCCAUUGUUGCCCUGUUCCUGGGGCACACUCAGAGGCUCCCAAUCUCCCUGGAGCUUGAUGGCUUUUCUUUUUAUAGUGGGGACUUUUCGUGUUUUUUUCCAGUGACAUUUCCCAUUCGCACACCCCACCUGGUUCCCUCGGCCUUGCCAUCAGAUGCAAUUGUUAUGCACUGAGAGGACUGAGGGGAAAUAAAGCAGAACCUCGACCCCUUUCUGGCAGUCCCAGUCUCUUGUCUCUUUCACCCUGCUCCCUCCCCUUGGGCUCUCAUGAAAAAAUGGCUGACUGUAGCUUUGGGAGUGUAGCUCUGAAAACCGUAGACAAUUUCAGUUCUAGGGAAAUAAAAACCUGUUGAUUACUA